CUCCACGGAAAGUUCGAUCAAUGCGGCACAAGUUCCCCAAAGAGAAAUGUCGAAAGUUUUAGUGCUGCUGCUCGGGGCAGUCCUGAUGGCUGCGUCGUCGGUCGCUCAAAGAAAUGCCUCAAAGCACGUUGUCUGCUAUCAGGGGACCUGGUCAGUGUACCGACCCGGCACUGGUAAGUUCGGUGUGGAGGAUAUCGAUCCGUUUCUGUGCACCCACUUGAUAUACGCCUUCCUGGGCAUCGAGGAGACCGGACAGCUGCGCGUCAUCGACUCCUAUCUCGACUUGGAGGACAACGGUGGCCGUGGAAACAUCAAGAGCUUCAACGCCUUGAAGCUCAAGAAUCCCACGCUGAAAACACUGGCGGCCGUUGGCGGGUGGAACGAGGGCUCCAAGAAGUUCUCCAUCGUGGCCGCAGAUGGCGCGAAGCGGUCGCGUUUUGUGGAUGAUGUGGUUCGGUUUCUGCAGCGUCACGGCUUCGACGGACUGGACCUGGACUGGGAGUAUCCGGGCCAGCGUCAUAGCCUGAAUAACGAGGAUCGUAGCAACUAUAUUACACUGCUGAAGGAACUCAAAGAGGGGCUUGAACCCUUUAGCUUUGUGCUCAGUGCUGCCGUCGGAUCCGCUCAGUUCUCGGCCGAACUUUCGUACCAAAUCCCAGCCAUUGUCCCCUAUCUGGACCUGAUCAAUGUGAUGGCAUACGACCUACACGGGCCCUGGGAUGAGGUGGUGGGCAUCAAUGCCCCCCUGUAUCCCUCUGCCAACGAUAAAAGCGAACGCCAGAAGCAGCUCAAUGUCGAUGCCAUCUUCAAGUACUGGCUGAAUGCAGGUGCCCCGCCGGAGAAACUGAUUCUCGGUGUUCCCUUUUAUGGGCGCACAUUUACCCUAGCUUCAGCCGAGAGCCAUGAGCCGGGCUCGGCGCACAUUGGACGCGGCAUUGCUGGCAAAUAUUCCCGCGAACCGGGCGUCCUUGGCUACAACGAGCUCUGCGAGCAGCUGCAGCAGGAGGAGUGGACCGAGAAGUGGGAGACGGAGCAGCAGGUUCCCUAUGCCUACCGACAGCGUCAGUGGGUGGGCUAUGAGAAUUCGCGCAGCCUCUCGCUCAAGGCCCAGUAUGCAGUGGACCACCAGCUGGGCGGCAUCAUGAUCUGGUCCCUGGAGUCUGACGAUUUUCGUGGCACCUGCGGCCAGGAACGUUACCCCCUGCUGCGCGCGAUCAAUCGUGUGCUCUUCGGCAGCGACACUCCCACAGGUCUCAACACCGAAGCGAGCAACGAAGUGGAGGAGAAAGCAGGAUUCAGUUGUCCGGCCGAUGGCCCGAUUGGCUUUGUGCGCGACCCCGAAAACUGCUCGAAGUUCUACUACUGCAAUGGAGGCAUCACCCACAGCUUCGACUGUCCCGCUGGCCUGAGCUUCGAUACCCAAACUGACGGCUGUAAUUACUCCGCUGCAGUAAAGUGUUAACCACGCCCACGCCUAA
Messenger RNA from Drosophila guanche, 1478 nucleotides. RefSeq names its product chitinase-3-like protein 1. Gene Ontology annotation, cellular component: extracellular region. The coding region runs from base 47 to 1462 and encodes 471 amino acids. The transcript has 3 exons. The record is from RefSeq and is a predicted model, not a curated record. NCBI's taxonomy places the organism in Eukaryota, Metazoa, Arthropoda, Insecta, Diptera, Drosophilidae. Gene Ontology annotation, molecular function: chitin binding; chitinase activity. Gene Ontology annotation, biological process: chitin catabolic process; carbohydrate metabolic process.